UAACAAAAACAUUAAUGGAAGUACAUAGAAAGUCAAUUCCACAAACAAUUUGACUGUUAGCACACCAACCACUGACUCGCCUGCAGUCCUUUGUGCCGGCUUAUAAUUAAAGCUAUUUAAUAAUAUUCGGUAACGCUUCUGCAAGCUGACGGCGGCGGUCAAAAUCAUUUCCCAUUGUCCAAUCUAGGCCGUCCAUCUUCAAGACAUCCCAGUCAGCUCACACGUGGACGCCAUCGCCCUUUUCCCUUGUAGCAAUCGGGAUUUGUACAUUUGAUUUUUUAUGAUACGGACGCUCCGCCAAACGCUUGGGCCAGAUUUUAUUAUAUUUGAUUUAUUUUUUUCUUUUAUUUUUAUAAAUUAUAAAUAAAAAAGAAAAAAUAAGUAAAUAGCAAUCAAUCAAAAUAAUGAAAUUUCUUUAUCUAUAAUGAAAAAUAAAAAACGGUAAUUCGAAAUGAAAAUUGCUUAAUCCUUCAUCUAAGUUUUCCGUUGACCACGGGGUGCUGUUAUCAAAGUGUUCCUUGGAAAACCAAAAAAUCGAAACCUUAUUAAACCACUAGGCUCUCUGUGCAUCCAUUUCCAUUUACCUACACAGUUUCUUCUCCUGGAAAAAGGAAAAAAAAAAGAGAAACAGAGAAACUAAACAGUUUCUUCGUUAGUAGUACUAUUAAUAUCACAAACCAAAUUAAGGAAACGAACAAAAGAAACCGUUGAAUUACCUUUGGAUGGUCCUGGCUAAUCCUCCGCUUUGUUAAGAAAUCUUUGAUUUCCUUGGCGGAUUUCCCUUUUAUUCUGUCAUAUACCCCAAUUUUUCCUUCACUUGGUUGUGCUUUCUUGAUUGAUUAAGAAAAAAACCAGGGUCAAAAUGAAUCAAGAAUCACAUUCUCCCAUCUUUUCUUCUUUCAAACUCACACCUUCUCUUCUUCUUUACCCCUUCGUUUUUUAAAUCCUUUUUCUUGGUUUCGAGAGGAAGAGAUAUAGAAUAUACGGAAAAUAAAUUCCGUUUUGGAUGAAAAAUGACUCGUCAGGUUUUGAUAAGAUCACCGCCUUUGACACGUAGGCAACCGUUUUUGCUAUCGGAGGAUCAGAAGACGGCGAGGAAAGGGAAGAAAUUCGGGGAAGUGGCCGGUGGGACCGCGGCGGAAUGUGCGGCGGUAUGUUGCUGCUGCCCAUGUACCGUCAUGGAGCUGCUUGUUUUGGGCCUUUAUAAGGUUCCCACUGGGCUUUGCAGGAAAGCCUGGAAAAGGCGGAAACGGCAGCGUUUGACAAAGAAGAAUCAGGGCCUGUUGGGCCAGUCUAAGGCUGGGCCCACGAGGGAGGAGUUGGAGGCUGAGCUGGAUCGGAUGGUGGAGAAAGUGGGGCAAGACGGAAACGAUGAGUCCAAAGGAGCCGUUGAUCUGGAGAAGGAGAUGUGGAACCGGUUUUAUGGGACUGGUUUUUGGAGGAGUCCAUCACAGAGAGACACGUAACAUGUCACGUGAAGGAUGGAACUAAAUGGAUACAAAUCAAAUCAAAUGUGGGAACCUUUUGGAAUGGGAAUUUUAUUUUUUUGUGGAUACAAAAAAGGGGAAAUUUGAGAUUUUUGUCUCACUUUUUAUUGAAUAUUAUUCGGUGUGUUUUCAAA
Theobroma umbraticum is the source of this 1621-nucleotide messenger RNA. RefSeq lists its product as uncharacterized. Lineage: Eukaryota; Viridiplantae; Streptophyta; Magnoliopsida; Malvales; Malvaceae. The record is from RefSeq and is a predicted model, not a curated record.